AUGCAUCGCUCCAUCACCCUCGAUUAUAUCACCGUCACCCAAGGCGUAGUCACGCUGAGCACGGACGAUGGGUCCACGGUGACGCUGCGGGCGGGCGACACGGUCGUGCAGAGGGGCACCAUGCACAAGUGGGGGAAUCCGUCGGAUGAAUGGGCUAGGUUGACUUCGGUAAUGGUGCAGGCAAGGCCGGUGGUGGUGGAUGGGAAGGAGAUGGAGGCUGAUGUGCUGGCUGACUUGCUGAGUUAUUCAGUCCCGGGGCUUGUACGAGGAUAUGAGCGGUGUGAUGGGUUUGUGUGGAAGGCGUAUAGGGACUGA
This is a messenger RNA of Aspergillus niger, 315 nucleotides long. RefSeq lists its product as uncharacterized. The record is from RefSeq and is a predicted model, not a curated record. Bases 1 to 315 code for a protein of 104 amino acids. NCBI's taxonomy places the organism in Eukaryota, Fungi, Ascomycota, Eurotiomycetes, Eurotiales, Aspergillaceae. The transcript has 2 exons.